Penicillium subrubescens is the source of this 237-nucleotide messenger RNA. RefSeq lists its product as uncharacterized. The transcript has a single exon. Bases 1 to 237 code for a protein of 78 amino acids. The record is from RefSeq and is a predicted model, not a curated record. Lineage: Eukaryota; Fungi; Ascomycota; Eurotiomycetes; Eurotiales; Aspergillaceae.
AUGGGAGUGAAAAAGAACGAGACCAAGCCGAAACUCAGUGUGCAGGAGCGAAUCACAGCGAAUCCACCGAAGAAGAUCGAAGGGAAAGUCGCGCGUUUGAUUUCUAAGCAACUGGAAACGGUUAUGGACAGAGGCAGAAUCAGGCAGAAUCAGGCCAACAUGAACAGCCAUGCUCUGCCUGAGGCUGCCAGUCAGUUGAGUCAGCCCCCCACCACCCCUCCUUGCCCCGCACGCUGA